This is a messenger RNA of Polychytrium aggregatum, 518 nucleotides long. RefSeq lists its product as uncharacterized. The record is from RefSeq and is a predicted model, not a curated record. The coding region runs from base 199 to 477 and encodes 92 amino acids. Lineage: Eukaryota; Fungi; Chytridiomycota; Chytridiomycetes; Polychytriales. The transcript has a single exon.
CAUGAGUGAUAUAUGGCCUGUAUUGCGUCGAUGAUCUUAACCCUGCUGGAUGUUCCACAAUUUAGUACAUUCAUUUCCUCUCCGUUGAUAAACGCUUGGUUGAUCUCCUGGUCAAGUUCGAUGACCUAAUACCAUAACCGAUCGAUAUCUUAUUUGGGGAUCUCAGUGGUCGAGGUUAAGCGCAACUCUUGAACCAUCAUGUCCCAUUUAGUAUAUGACAUGGCCACCUCUUUGUUUAUAACCCUCUGCUUUCUCACUCCCCUUGUUCACACCCCCUCCCUUCUCGGGUCCCGAUUCCCACACCCUGCCAUGAAUCAACAUAUGAUAGCCCUCCCGACCCCAUCCUGUCGGCCGCACAGCCCACUCCCUCGUUUUCAUCAGCCAUCUCAUCAUUGGUGUGACCCCGAGGCUAUCCCUCGCUCUGUUGUUCCCUUCACCUUCCCCCCCCCUCUGUUUGGAGGCCAUGCAUGUGCUUGAUAAACCGAGGCUUGCCCAGCCAAUUCAUUGGGGCACGUUUC